AGUUUUGAAAUUUUUGUUGUGACUGAAGAAAAGGGACCGACAAGAGGAACUUUGGUCUGAAGUUUCUUCAUCAUCAUCAUUAUUAAUCCAAGAUCCAACAACAAGCUUUUACUCAAAUCUCCUUUUCUCUUAUUCCCUUUUCUAAAAGAAUGGUUUCUUUUCAACUUCUAUAGCUGAUUUACUGAAAUUCAUAUACAGAAAUGAUAUACCCAACAAGGGUUCUUCAGAACUUGUAUUGUAGUAGCUGAUUUUGUAUGAAAAUUUGAUGAUUAGUUGUUUAACUAUUGCUUGGCUUUGCUUUUUGAGCUGACACGAACAAAACAUAUGUCGAGAGAUUUUGUUCAAUCCACUUCAAGGCUGUGUUCUGAUGUGUCCAUACAUUCGUGAGCAUGUGCUUCUUGUCUCAAUUAUGCUCCACAUAUAUCUUCUUGUAGUUGUGACUUUAGCUUGAAUUUCCGUAGCUUUUCAAGAUAGCAAAGAUACAAAAUGAGGGUCAAGAACAAAUUCAAGGAAUCAUUCAUUUUACAUUGCAAUGCAGGGGGGAGAUUGUUUCCACUUGUUGUAGGGUGCCUUCUUUUCCUUCACCUCUUCUCCUUUGCUCAUCAAAGAAAUGCGCAAAGUGGGGAGACUCACUUAAGUACAAACCAGCGCACACAGUUUAGCAUACUUGAAAAGGUCGAGGAGAAGAAUAUACAGCUUCCACAGCCCAGGAAGCGAUCCGCACGUGCUGCCAAACGGAAGCCUAAACGGCCAACCACCUUCAUUGAUGAAUUCCUCGACGAGUCUUCCCAGCUAAGGCAUGUGUUUUUCCCUGAUCAGAGGACUGCUGUGGAUUCUAGGAAGGAUAAUGGGAAUGAUACCUACUAUUACCACCCAGGAAGAAUAUGGUUGGAUACAGAGGGAAACCCGAUACAGGCUCAUGGGGGAGGCAUUCUUUACGAUUCGAGGACAAAAAUGUAUUAUUGGUAUGGAGAGUAUAAAGAUGGCCCCACUUAUCAUGCUCACAAAAAAGGAGCAGCAAGGGUUGAUGUCAUUGGUGUCAGUUGCUAUUCAUCUAAAGAUUUGUGGACUUGGAAAAAUGAAGGCAUCGUUUUAGCAGCUGAAGAAAAAAACGAGACGCAUGAUUUAUACAAAUUGAAUGUGCUAGAGAGGCCAAAAGUAAUUCACAAUGAGAAGACAGGUAAAUAUGUGAUGUGGAUGCAUAUUGAUGAUGCAAACUAUACCAAAGCUUCGGUAGGUGUUGCUAUUAGUAAUUUUCCUACUGGCCCCUUCAAUUAUUUGUAUAGCAAACGGCCUCAUGGAUAUGAUAGCAGGGACAUGACACUGUUCAAAGACGAUGACGGUGUAGCAUAUCUGAUUUACUCAUCGGAACACAACAAGGACCUUCAUAUUGGUCCACUUAACAAAGAAUAUAUAGAUGUGACGGAGAGCAUGAGAAAGAUUCUUAUCGGACAACACAGGGAAGCACCUGCUCUAUUUAAGCACCAGGGAACAUAUUACAUGAUCACUUCUGGCUGCACUAGUUGGUCUCCAAAUGAGGCCCUUGCUCAUGCAUCCGAUUCAAUUAUGGGGCCGUGGGAGACCAUUGGAAACCCAUGUAUUGGCGGGAACAAGAUUUUUCGACUAACUACUUUCUUUGCUCAGGGUACAUUUGUGGUUCCUUUAUCUGGGGUACCUGGUCUCUUUAUCUUCAUGGCAGAUAGAUGGAAUCCGGCUGACUUGAAGGAUUCGAGGUAUGUGUGGCUACCAUUGACAGUGGGUAGACCUUUUGAUCAUCGUCCCGAGUACAGUUUCGGGCUCCCUUUGUGGUCUAGAGUGUCUAUAUAUUGGCAUAAAAAAUGGAGACUUCCUUAUAGGUAACAGUGAAAAAUGUAAAUAGGGGUUUUAAAACUCUGAAAACAUAUUCUUUUCUCUGUUGUUUUUGAGUAUUCAUUCACAGCAUGUGUUAAAGUUAUUACCAUUGAUUUAAAAGAGGAUCGGUGUAAAUUUGUAGAGUUUAUAUAUAUACUGCGUUUCUUGA
Solanum tuberosum (potato) is the source of this 2020-nucleotide messenger RNA. RefSeq lists its product as uncharacterized. Gene Ontology annotation, biological process: carbohydrate metabolic process. The record is from RefSeq and is a predicted model, not a curated record. Bases 487 to 1860 code for a protein of 457 amino acids. Gene Ontology annotation, molecular function: hydrolase activity, hydrolyzing O-glycosyl compounds. Lineage: Eukaryota; Viridiplantae; Streptophyta; Magnoliopsida; Solanales; Solanaceae. The transcript has 3 exons.